Messenger RNA from Eruca vesicaria subsp. sativa (arugula), 1053 nucleotides. Lineage: Eukaryota; Viridiplantae; Streptophyta; Magnoliopsida; Brassicales; Brassicaceae. The record is from the annotation of a GenBank genome assembly.
AUGUCAAUGGAAGGGUCAAGUAACGCUUCUUUGAGGGGGGGAUUGUUACAUGGUAACUUAGACAUUUGUGUUAAGGAGGCUAAAAAUCUUCCUAACAUGGAUCGGUUCCAGAUGUAUACGAAGAACAGUACAAGUGAUCCGUUCGUGACUGUCUCUAUCGCAGGUGCAGAGAUUGGCACAACUUUUGUUAUCAACAACAGUGAGAAUCCUGAGUGGAUGCAGCAUUUCUAUGUACCGGUGGCUCACCAUGCGGAGGUGGUUAAGUUUGUGGUGAAAGACAGUGACCUAUUUGGAGCCAAGUACAUAGGAGAAGUCGUAAUCCCAACCGAGCAGUUGUCUUCAGGGAAUAGGAUGGAAGGGUUGUUUCCGAUACUUAACGGUAGUGGGAAGCCAUGUAAAAAGGGUGCUGUGUUGAGUUUGACUAUUCAGUACAUUCCAGUGGAAAUGAUGAAAGUUUACCAAAUGGGUGUUGGUAAUGAGUGUGAAGGAGUUCCCGGUACAUACUUCCCCUUGAGGAAAGGCGGUAGAGUUACUCUGUAUCAAGAUGCUCAUGUUGAAGACGGAACACUUCCGAGUGUAGAUCUCGAUGGUGGGAUGAAGUAUAUGCAUGGAAAGUGCUGGGAAGAUAUGGCUGACGCGAUUAGACAGGCGAGGAAGUUGAUUUAUAUCACAGGUUGGUCAAUAUACCAUCCGGUUAGGCUGGUUCGUCGCAAUAACGAUCAAACCGAUGUUACAUUAGGUUCUUUGCUCAAACAAAGAUCUAAUGAAGGUGUUAGAGUGUUGCUAUUGGUGUGGGAUGAUCCAACUUCGAGGAGCUUUCCAAAGUACAGAACACAAGGAGUUAUGAACACAAGCGAUGAGGAGACUCGUUAUUAUUUCAAGAACUCGUCGGUGCAAGUGAUUAUUUGUCCUAGAUCGGAUGCGGAAGGUCGCCACGGCAUCGUAAAACACAGUGAAGUUGGAGCUUACUACACACAUCAUCAAAAAACUUUGAUUGUAGAUGCUGAUGCAGGUCAGGGCCGAAGAAAGAUCGUAGGGUUUUCGGAGGGUUAG